Messenger RNA from Lodderomyces pseudojiufengensis, 840 nucleotides. RefSeq names its product SDR family oxidoreductase. NCBI's taxonomy places the organism in Eukaryota, Fungi, Ascomycota, Pichiomycetes, Serinales, Debaryomycetaceae. The record is from RefSeq and is a predicted model, not a curated record. The coding region runs from base 1 to 840 and encodes 279 amino acids. Gene Ontology annotation, cellular component: intracellular anatomical structure. Gene Ontology annotation, molecular function: oxidoreductase activity, acting on NAD(P)H, oxygen as acceptor. The transcript has a single exon.
AUGAGUGAAAUUAAAUCAUAUUGUAAUGAAGAAUUAGGACCAUUACCAACCAAAACUCCAGAACUUCCAAAAAACGUGAUGGAUAUGUUUUCAUUAAAAGGAAAAGUAGCAUCAGUUACUGGUAGUUCAGGGGGAAUAGGUUUCGCAGUUGCUGAGGCAUUCGCCCAAGCAGGAGCAGACGUAGCAAUAUGGUAUAACUCACAUUCUGCUGAUGAUAAAGCUGAAUAUUUAGAAAAAACAUAUGGAGUUAAAUCAAAAGCAUAUAAAUGUAAUAUCAGUGAUCCUAAUAGCGUUGAAGAAGUAAUUAAACAACAAGAACAAGAUUUCAAAACUAUUGAUGUAUUUGUGGCUAAUGCUGGAGUUGCAUGGACUGAAGGACCUGAAAUCAAUGUUAAAGGUUAUGAUUCAUGGAAUAAAAUUAUUAAUACAGAUUUAAAUGGAGUUUAUUAUUGUGCUCAUAAUGUUGGACAAAUAUUUAAAAAACAUGGUAAAGGUUCAUUAAUUAUUACAUCAUCAAUGUCAGGUACUAUAGUAAAUAUUCCUCAAUUACAAGCUGCUUAUAAUGCUGCUAAAGCUGCAUGUACUCAUUUAGCUAAAUCAUUAGCUGUUGAAUGGGCUCCAUUUGCUAGAGUUAAUGCUAUUUCACCUGGUUAUAUUGCUACCGAAAUUUCAGAAUUUGUUGAUAAAGAUAUGAAAGCAAAAUGGUGGCAAUUAAUACCGCUCGGACGAGAGGCAGACCCAAGAGAGUUGAUUGGAAUUUAUUUGUACAUGGCAAGUGAUGCCUCGACGUAUACUACUGGUAGUAACGUAUUAGUAGACGGGGGAUAUAGCUGUCCAUAA